Tachysurus vachellii is the source of this 5442-nucleotide messenger RNA. RefSeq names its product p21 protein (Cdc42/Rac)-activated kinase 6b (gene pak6b). NCBI's taxonomy places the organism in Eukaryota, Metazoa, Chordata, Actinopteri, Siluriformes, Bagridae. The record is from RefSeq and is a predicted model, not a curated record. The coding region runs from base 2480 to 4477 and encodes 665 amino acids. Gene Ontology annotation, cellular component: cytoplasm. The transcript is spliced from 9 exons. Gene Ontology annotation, biological process: regulation of MAPK cascade; protein phosphorylation; intracellular signal transduction. Gene Ontology annotation, molecular function: ATP binding; protein serine/threonine kinase activity.
GCUCUCUUGGAUCUAUUCUUCUAAGGACAGAGUUAGAAGGCAGAGGGAAAGGGCGGCAAAAAAAAGACCUUGAACAAAAGGUAGUAAGACAAAAUAUUCAAGUGGGAAGGUCAUGUGACUGAACUUAAUGGGAAGAACGAGAUACAGGAAGGGUAGUGACUCAGCAGGCAAUCUUUUCUUUGUUCAACUUUCAUUUAUGCUUUUAUUAUUUUGUUGUUUGAAAUGCAGACUAGACAUGAGGAAAAAAAGGUUUGUGUUUUAAUAUCAGAAGAUGUGCUUGUAUUCAUUUUGGUCUCACUUACCAGGAUUCAGGAUGCAGAUAUGUAUGGCACUUUUGGAACUUGGUUAGGUGGGACAGAGACAGAAAGAUGUGACUUGAACUGAUCCAGUGGAAUGUCUGUCCAGGAACGUUCACAUAAUUGUCCUUGAGCUGUCUUAAUGGAGAAGUAACUCUUAAUGACAGGUAGUGGUUAGCUCUUCUGCAGGACUUAAUUAGAUGUGCAGGAAUCUUGCCUCUAUUAAGAUACUACUUUUGAGUCAGUAAGUUAGUGGACAGGAUGUGAGCACCAGCUAAGAGACUGUAAAUUAGGACAUGAUGAAUGUGUUCAGUGAUUCAACAUCAGCGACUGCUUUAGGAAAAUUGGUCAAGCUUACAGAUUUCAGAUUACAGCUUUCAGAUUUAUUUGCAUCAUUCAUAAAAGCUUGUGAUUUGAACUAUUUGAACAUAUGGGGAACAUUAUACAUGUGUUUUCAAUAAGUGCAUACUUUUCUGCAAAAAGCUGGAUUUAAAAUUGUUGCCACCAUCUACUACCAAUUACUAUUAGUUAAAGCCUCUUUUGGAGAAAAUAACAUCACUGAUCCUUUUCCUUUUUGUCUAAAAGCUUCGAAACAAGACAGCAAAUGUGUGUGUCUCCAACCAUUCCUUCAUGUAGAACAUUUCAAGUUUAUAUGUUGUAUUUUGUUCAUAUGGACUUUUCUCAUCAGUUCAGACCAGAGGAUUUCAGUAGAGUUCACAUCAGGAGAGAGAGACAUUGAUCUAUAAAAUCUUUUUGUACAUAAAGUGAAUCUGAACCAGUUUGUCUGCUGCAGCACAAAUUCAUCAGGAGUCUCAACGGCUGGGUGAUGCGCAAUAUUCAUUUUCUGCCUGAGUGCUCAAACUGACUUAUUAUAGUAAAACAUAGGAGGAACCUGUCAAGUAAACUGGUGAAACUCACAAGUUUAGCGUUAUUGCUUUGAAGUGGCAUGUGUAAAUAUUAAUGUAUGGUUGUAAUCUAAAAGAAAAAAAAAAGACUUUACUGUCACAUAUACAUAUCAGCACACUGAAAUUCUUAUUUAAAAUAUCCAUGCUUGUAAGGAAGUAGUGGUCAGAGCAUUGGGCAGUCAUAAUAUGGCACCCUAGAUCAAAAGAUGGCUCAAGGGUCCAGCAAUGGCACCUUGGCAGUUAUGGGGUUAAACCCCCAAUCUUCUGAUCUGUAACAACUAUGGCUUAAUUGUUGUUGACAAGGUGUGAAUCUGUAUGGAAAUGUAUGAUUAUAUAUGUAUCUGUAUCUAUGUACAUAGUGGCCUACAAUGGACUGGCAACUUUUUAAAACUCUAUUUUGCCUCAUGUCCAGUGCAUCUAGAUGACAGCCAUCAGGUCAACAAAUGCAUAAAAAGUGCACUGGACAGUCCGCUGUAGGAGAAAAUGUUUCAUCACACUGAUCUCUCAGAGCUCUGUUUGUGCAUGCAUGCAGUGUAAUUUAACUCACUAGAGGCGACUCUGAAUUCUAGCUGGCUAGCUUUAACUAUCUGGCUAAAAGACGAUGUGAAGAACAACAUUCCCACGCUUGUACAAUUCUAAUCUGUUGCUUUCUCAUGACUAUUUGUGAAGCUGUGCUACUUUUCAAAAAGUAUGAUGUGUCCAAAAAGGCCAAUCAAAUUUGACUAUUCCAGAGGGACUCCUUACACUAACUAAUCAUUUUUAAUGUAUUUUGUAUUUUUAACAAGAAGGUACUAGAUUAGUAGUCCUAUCUGCAUUUGAGUAGUCCUAUCUGCAUUUUUUUCUUGCUGGCUAGAAAAAAAUUAAUAAACAAAUGUUACUAGAGUUGCUCAAAGGUUGUAUAAUUUAUUGAGGCAUUAUCUCAGCUUGUGCACUAGACUUCAAAUAAAUAAAUCAUCACAUAAAUUCUAAAGAAAUACUUUAUAAUAAACCUUAUAAAUGCAUGCAUGUAUCUUCAACAUAUGGUCAGAAAAACUUUUGAACAUUUAAAAACAUUUAAAACUUUAAAAUGUCUGCAAAUAAUCAAUCAUAUAAGUAAAUGUCUAUUAAUCAUGCUAUUAUUUGAUGAUAUUUGUCAAUAAUUAUUCAACAUGCACCUUUGCCUUAUAGAUGACUGUGAUCAGUUUGCACCAAGAAUAACAGCUUGAUUAUGUGACCAAAAUGAAAGACUUCCAUCACUAAAAGUAACCUCUGGCUGACAGGAACAUUGAGGUUUUUAAAAUGUUCCAGAGGAAAAAGAAGAAGAGGAAGAUAGAGAUCUCUGCACCCAAGAACUUUGAGCACCGGGUACACACUUCUUAUGAUGCUGCUCGGGACUGUUUUUUAGGACUACCACCACAAUGGCAAAGUGUAAUAGAAACACUAAAGAGACCGAAGCCGUUGGUGGAUCCUUCCAACAUCACAUCUGUGCAGCAUAAGAAAGAGAAGAACAUUGUGCGGGGCAGUUUUAUAGGACAUGGAGACUACAUUGCAUCAGCAAUUGCUGAAAUGUCUAGGCUUUCUGUUACCAGCUCCAACUCACUCAGGAGGACUAGUGUGUCUCUUCGAAAACGAGCCAAGUCCUUGGGACGCCUGGGUGACCUGGUUGAGGGGGAAACAUAUCAGUAUCAGGAACUCAAUGAAAAGAAACAUCAAUAUAGCCAGUCUGUGUUAGGUUGGCAUGAUUGGACACGGCAAGUCUAUAGUGAAAGCGGAAGCCCACAACCCGGGGCCAAAAAGAGUGCCACUCUCCAACCUAAUGGGCUACCCCCAAGAGCCAAGUCUAUUAUUGAAGUCAGUACGGCAUCUACAGCAACACCGCCGCUUAUGCCAAGGGACAUUUUAGGUUUACAAGGAGCAGGUCAUGAAAGCAACUAUGCCCACAGUGAGAAACUAGGACUGUAUAAUCCCAGCAUGGUUCAGAGAAGCAGUAAAGCCAACCAAAGGCCUGUGUCCUGCCUCUACAAUACUCCCACCUUAAGUCAAGGGUCAAAGGUCACCCCAAGGGUGCCUCCAAUCACAGAACCUGCCUUGGUGUCUGUGGAGACCUCAAGGAGGCCAUAUUCCACUUAUGACCUAAAGACAAACUCAAGGGGGUUCCCAGCCAUCUCAAAACCAAAUGGUACCAGCAGUCCAAAACUGGAGUAUAGCACCCAAUCUCACUCACAGUCCUCCAGCAAUGCAACAAUCAGAUCUCCUAAUAAUGCCUCAGUACCCCCUAUACAGGACAGUCCAACUCAGCCUCGGCCAUCGCCUACAGGUUCCCCCUCCACUAACAUUUCUGGGGCUUACUCUCCCUGUCUAAGGACUGCUGAGCCAGCCACUACCAUAUGUGAGCAGCCUGGAGUCACUCAUGCACAGUUCAAGGCUGCUCUGCAAAUGGUAGUGGACAAAGGGGACCCUCGCACCUAUCUAGAAAACUUUGUGAAGAUUGGUGAAGGCUCAACAGGAGUUGUCUGUAUUGCACGGGAGAAACAUAGUGGGAAACAGGUAGCCGUAAAAAUGAUGGAUCUGAGGAAACAGCAAAGAAGAGAGCUGCUCUUUAAUGAAGUGGUUAUCAUGAGAGACUACAGGCACAAGAAUGUGGUUGAGAUGUACAAGAGUGCUCUAGUGGAGGAGGAGCUUUGGGUCAUAAUGGAGUACUUGCAGGGCGGCGCUUUAACCAACAUAGUAUCCGAAACUAGGUUGACAGAGGAGCAGAUAGCUACAGUGUGUGACGCUGUGCUACAGGCUCUAGCCUAUCUCCAUGCACAAGGUGUCAUCCACAGAGACAUCAAGAGUGACUCAAUAUUACUAACGCUGGAUGGGAGAAUAAAGCUGUCAGACUUUGGAUUCUGUGCUCAGAUCAGCAAAGACAUUCCAAAGAGGAAGUCAUUAGUUGGAACACCAUACUGGAUGGCUCCAGAGGUUAUCUCCAAAACCCCGUAUGGAACAGAGGUGGAUGUGUGGUCUCUGGGCAUUAUGGUGGUGGAGAUGGUUGAUGGAGAGCCUCCAUAUUUCAGUGAGACACCAGUAGCUGCUAUGAAGAGAUUGAGAGAUGAAGCAGCACCUUCUGUCAGAAAUACACACAAGAUGUCACCAGUGCUGAGGGACUUUUUGGAAUCCAUGUUGACAAAGGACCCUCUGGAGAGAUCGAGUGCUACUGAUCUACUCAAGCACCCUUUCCUGCUGCAAAGUGGUUCUCCUCGAUGUCUGGUGCCUCUUGUGGAACAGUAUCGGAAACGCAUGUCUCGCUGUUGAACAGUGCUACAGAACUGUAUAAGCCGAAUACAGAAACUCUAAAAUACAAUUCGUGAAUGUGAACUACUUAUGCCCAUCAGUGAUCUGACUGCCAUCAGUGAUCUGACCUCCAUGGUCAGUAUUUUCAAAAGGAGUACUUUUGAAUACAUUUACAUUUUUUUUUUUAUCUACCCUAGAUAAAUGGCCACUAGCGCUGUUGACUCUCAUGAAGUAUAUAAAUUCCACAAGUUCACUUCACUAUAGAAAAACUUCACUAUAGCAAGUACAUCUCAGUAUUACUCAUUAAAUAACAGAAAUUUAUUAAAAGAUUUUGCAAAGUCUAAAUUUUUACUUUUAUAUUAAUGUGUAGUAUUUCCCUAAUUGUCAGUUCCUAAAUUUCAUUGCAUCAUUAAAAAUACCUAGUGUAUUGCUGAUAAAUUAAAUGAUAAUGGAAUGUAUUUAUUUGAUAUUGGCACUAAUCAUCUUGAAAAAAUGAAUGCAUAAUUUCCAUUAUAAUGUGUCUUUCGGAAGUGAUGGCCCUAAUUGAGUAGGUAGGUUAGUCUGCUCAACUAAAUCUAUUUUAUAUUAAAGCACUUAUUCCUAACAUUUGAGCAAACUAUUUUUUUAAUUCAUUAUUGUUAUAUAUUGUUAAAUCAGUUGCAUUUCAAAGUGAAAUGUUCCACAUGAUUUUUCCCCUCAGAUUUAAAGAAUUUAAUUCAGUGUUAAUUCCACAUACUGUAAAUCCAUUCUGAAUCACUUUACGGUUCUUGUUAACAGCGUUAUUCUGGAGUCAUGAUUCAUGGUAUACUAUUCAAACAUAUGAAAUGAUGAUUCUGUGCACGCAUAUGUCAAUAAUGAGCAGCACACAGGACCGGGAUAUAUAAUCCAGAGUUUUUUAGAAGGCAGUUCUGGAGUUAGUAUUGUGUGUGCUAUUCAUUAAAUGAUUCAAUGAAAAAAAUGUAUUUUUUUUUAACAAACUCAAUACU